GGUGUUUGAACAAAUUUCAAAUUUAAUUCAGUGCUCACUUUCGCUUGCAACGGUUCGUGUGAUUUUUUCUCUUUUUUAUUUUAAAUUUGUCUUUUUAAAAUUAUAUUUCAUAAUAAUACUUCAAAAACAUACAAAAAAUAGAACGUUUCCGUUUCAUAGUUAAAAGGGUGUAUCUGUAAUUCAAAAAAAGUCGAAACUCUUUAUUAUUACAACAAAAUUAAAAUACUCUUAAACGUAAUCAAUUCAAUUAAAAUAAAUAGUUUUGAAAAUUAAUUGAAAAUAGCAAAACAAAUAAAAAAAUGAAAGUCUUUUGCGCUGUUAUUGUUGCUUUAUUUGUGGUCGUAGCCAGUGUUUGGGCUGCUGGCGAGAAGGAUAAAGCCACCGCCACCUCCACAUCCACCGAAGGUGAAAUCAAAAUCUAUAAACGACUCAUUCCAGCUGAUGUGCUUAGAGAUUUCCCUGGCAUGUGCUUUGCAUCUACCCGCUGCGCAACUGUUGAACCUGGUAAAACAUGGGAUUUGACACCUUUCUGUGGUCGCUCAACCUGUGUACAAAACGAAGAAGAUCCAUCCAAAUUAUUGGAGUUGGUUGAGGAUUGUGGACCAUUGCCUUUGGCCAAUGACAAAUGCAAACUGGAUACAGAAAAGACUAACAAAACCGCUCCCUUCCCAUACUGCUGUCCCACCUUUACUUGUGAACCUGGUGUAAAAUUGGAAUAUCCCGAUAUACCCAAAGAGGAACCAAGCAAAAAGGAAUAAUUUCAAGAGUUCGUUUAAUCAUCUAUAAAUUUCGUUUACAGUUGUACAUUGAAAAUCGUUUUUGCAGUAUAUAUACACUUGUAUCUAAUUUCCUAUCACAUUUCCUUUAUAUGCUUUUAAUCUAUUUUGUAUGUAUUUUUUACCUCAAAUGGAUUUAAGACCUUAUAUACUAGAAGUUGUAUGUAAUUAAGACCUAAGAAAAUAAUAAAAUGUAAACACGUGUACAUAUAUUUUUGCCCAAUUUAUAACAAAA
This is a messenger RNA of Lucilia sericata (common green bottle fly), 1011 nucleotides long. RefSeq lists its product as uncharacterized. The record is from RefSeq and is a predicted model, not a curated record. The coding region runs from base 300 to 758 and encodes 152 amino acids. NCBI's taxonomy places the organism in Eukaryota, Metazoa, Arthropoda, Insecta, Diptera, Calliphoridae. The transcript has 3 exons.